GAAGCACACUUCUAUCUACGCGCGCACGUGAAAGAAAAUGCCCCCUGAAGCUGAACACAGUUUACGUAAAUAAUAUGAAACAGAUUACGCUCGGUGACGGAUAGCGAACAUGUGGAGGUUCAGCUCUGUCCCGAGGCGGAUCUCCUGUCUCUUCCCGCUCAGAAAGGCGCGGACUCUCAGGCACUUUUCCAUUUUUUUGGUGAAACACAGCACAGUUUGGCCUGCUUCUGUGCGGGCUUCCCCUGUGUGCCUUCGCUUACCCCGCCUGGCUGAGGUCAGUUUUUCCAGGAGCUUCAGAAAGAAUGCCACGUCCACAUUGGAUUUCCCUAUCACGCCUAUCACUGUGACAGACAUCAAGCAGUACCUGCGCUCCAAGGACAUCCCGUUCCACGAUGGCUACAGCUGUUUGCACGCACCCAGCAUCUUCCUGGAGCCUACAGAGGCUACUGGAAGGGACGCGUUCACGCUGUUCAUUGAUAAGACCACAGGACAGUUUCUGUGCAAGGAGACGCUAGUGGAGGGCAGCUGGGAAGACCUGCAAGACUGCAUGGAGGUGAUGCGGCAGGACGGUCGCUCAUCCCUCAGCCCCAACGUGCUGCUGGGAUACCCGGAGAGCCCGGAGGAGGAGGAGGUGAGGGUGAUGGAGCUGCGUGAGGUGCAGAGGAUCUGGUCGGCCUCCGUCUCCUUCUCCGACCUUCUGGAUGAGGAGGCGCAGCUGGUCAAAACCAUGUUCCAGAUGGCCAAGGUCACCAACGCCACACUCAAGCGGUUCGGCGUGAGGUUCUUUAAGCCCACCAAGAGCCUGGUGUUUCCCUGGUUCGGCGGGCGGGACUCCAGCUUGCGGGGGCUCAAGCUCCUGACGGCCAAGUGCGACCAGGACGGCUCCGUGACCUACGCCGACGCCACCUUGCCCAAGCCGUCGGCCUACCACAACCUGUUCGGCCUCCCGCUGGUGGGCCGCAAGGACUCGGAGGUGGUGCUGACAGGCCGGGAGGUGGACGCCCUGGCGGUGAGCCAGGCCACUGGGCUCCCGAGCCUCACCCUGCCCCGGGGGGUCAGCUGCCUUCCGCCCGUCCUCCUGCCCUACCUGGAGCAGUUCAAGCGGGUGACGCUGUGGCUCGGCGGCGACAUGACCUCCUGGGAGGCCUCCAAGAUCUUCUCCCGAAAGCUCGGCCUCAAGCGCUGCUCCCUGGUCCGGCCGGGGGAGGAGCAGCCAUCCCCCGGCGAGGCCCUGGAGAGGGGCCGGAACCUCUCGCGAAUACUCAAGGCCUCCAUACCCGCCAGCCACAAGUCCAUCGUCUCCUUCCGCCAGCUGAGGGACGACGUCUACGGGGAGCUGGCUAACACGGAACUGGUGGCCGGGGUCAAGUGGGGCCGCUUCCCCGACCUCAACAAGAUCCUGAAGGGACACCGGAAGGGAGAGCUCACCGUCUUCACAGGUCCCACGGGCAGCGGGAAGACCACUUUCAUAAGCGAGUUUGCCCUGGACCUGUGCAGUCAGGGCGUGAACACGCUGUGGGGCAGCUUCGAGAUCAACAACGUGCGUCUCGCCAAAAUCAUGUUGACCCAGUUCUGUAUGCAGCGACUCGAGGACAACCUGGAGCAGUAUGAUGCCUGGGCGGACAAGUUUGAGGACCUCCCCCUCUACUUCAUGACCUUCCACGGACAGCAGAACAUCAAAAAUGUGUUGGACACCAUGCACCAUGCUGUGUAUCUGUACGACAUCAGCCACGUGGUCAUUGAUAACCUCCAGUUCAUGAUGGGCCAGGAGAACCUCUCUGUGGACAAGUUCGCUAUCCAGGACCGCAUCAUUGGGGCCUUCAGGAAGUUCGCCACACACAGCAGCUGUCACGUGACCCUGAUCAUCCACCCCAGGAAGGAGGAGGACGACAAGGAGCUGCAAACAGCCUCCAUUUUCGGCACGGCCAAGGCCAGCCAAGAGGCAGACAACGUGCUCAUCCUCCAGGAGAAGAAGUUGGUGACCGCCCCGGGCCGGAGGUCCUUGCAGAUAGCCAAGAACCGCUUCGAUGGAGACGUGGGCAUCUUCGCCCUGGAGUUCAACAAGUCCUCCCUCACCUUCUCUCCUCCCCAGAAGGGCAAGAACAAGCUUCGCAAGGUCAAUGGCGACAAGUCUGACACCCCGGAGAAGGUGGAGAAGGUGGGGAAGGUGGAGAAGGUGGAGAAGCUCCCCCGGGCCACAAAGGCCCCCAAGGUGGAGAAAGGGCCAGCGAGGGUAGGGGGGAAGGGUGCUGUGGGGGGCUCUGCCAAGGGUUCGGCUGGGGUGGGAGGGGAGAAGCAGAAAACUGGGUGUGAGGAGGGGUGACCCAAACUCCGACUGCACGUUGAGGUUUGCCUGACUGAAAGAGUUCCGGUUAAGAGUAUGUGUUCAGAGAGGCACAAGGUAUGACUGAAAGCAUUUCAAUUUAUGCUGUAACUUGUAAUGGACUUAAAUCAUUUACAUAAUGUGAAUCAACAGCUUAUUGGCGAGGUGUUUCAUGGUAUAUCUACCAUGGAUGAUUUUUCCUCUGAAAGGAGUGUAUUUCUAUGGUUUCUAACUAAAGAGUAUUUUUUCAUAAGGAAAGUAAGUGGUAAGUGACUACUGAAGAAUGAAAUUCAAAAAGCACUGACAACCUUGGUCCAUUUUGAAAUAAGAGUUGGCAUUCUUGCUUGAUGAUUACAUUAAUGCACUGGUCAAUAUUACUAAUUAAAUUAAUUAAAAUAACUUGACAAACGAUUAAUCAGUUACUGAUUUAAGCCACACCAACCUCCCCAAAAGUAUUGAAAUGGUUGAGGAAUGUAAACAUUGACCAUUAAAAGCAUGUGUUGGAAGUUUUAACCAAGACUGCAAUGAAGAUAAGCUAUCUUCCGUUAGUACUACAUAUAUACUGUGAAAAUGAUUUCACUUCUUGGUAUGGCAUUUUCAUAAAAUGAUACUGGCUGAUAUUGAUCAGUGUUUCUUCU
Messenger RNA from Conger conger (European conger), 2961 nucleotides. RefSeq names its product twinkle mtDNA helicase (gene twnk). The record is from RefSeq and is a predicted model, not a curated record. Gene Ontology annotation, molecular function: ATP binding; 5'-3' DNA helicase activity; single-stranded DNA binding. Gene Ontology annotation, cellular component: mitochondrion. Lineage: Eukaryota; Metazoa; Chordata; Actinopteri; Anguilliformes; Congridae. Gene Ontology annotation, biological process: mitochondrial DNA replication. The coding region runs from base 110 to 2323 and encodes 737 amino acids. The transcript has 6 exons.